AUGCUCAAUAAACAGAGAGGAGAGUGUCGAGCGGCGGGGAUGCCAGGUCUGGGGAGUUUAGCUCUUGGAAGCAGGACUAGCGUGUUGCUGCUACUGACUCUCAUUGUAACCCUGGCUCAAGGGGCCUGGCCACUUGAUCAAUCCCAGGGACAGGUGGAGGUGCUGGGAGACAUGAUGGUGGAAGGACCCGGGGAACUGGAGGCCUCCAUGCACUCCUCCGUACUCUCAGACUUCCAGGUGGUGGAGGCAGCAGUGGAGGCCUUGGAGCCGGUGGCGGCUGCAGUCCAGCAGUCUGCAGUAGGAGCAGGGGGAGUGUCAGGAUUCCCAGACUCGUCUGCUGUAGAGGGCCGGGUUUUCCAGAUGAAGGUUCCGGUGAAGACGGACUAUACCAGGAACAUGGUGAAGGUGAGAGCCCUAACCAAUCAUUACUGAGGCCCCUGAGGCGCCGGACUGUUACCGGGAAGAUCUAUAUUCACCGUCCAUUUGAGAAAUGUACUGGACCCCAUACGCAUUGGCUGCUUAACCCAUAAGGGUGUCCACCCACGGUACUCAGAAUGACAGAAAUCACAUUCAUAUUAUUUUAAUGCAUCUUAACAGAACAUGCAACUCAUGUAGUAAUGAACCAGCCAAUAAAACGUCAUUCAAACAUUUGCCAAAAUGCAAUUAGCAGGAAAACACCAUUCUAAACCGCGCACCUGGGAAAAAAACAUUCUAAACCGCGCACCUGGGAAAAAAAAAACAUUCUAGACCGCGCACCUGGGAAAACACCAUUCUAAACCGCGCACCUGAUAGCGGUUCGAUACACAGUGUGUGAAUACACAGUAUGUGACAGAGAUGAAAGUCUCUGUUAGAAACUUAGAAAGAGGGGGAAACAAAAGAUGCAACAACUAGGAUGGGUUGCUCAUAUGACUAGGAUUGUGCCUUUGGCUUCUUGACAACAAAAUAAAGUUGAUAUGAAAACCAAUAGACCAGGAGAGAAAUGGCAUAGCGCUGGGUCCAACAGGAAAGUAAAUGGAAAUACAUUUGUCAAAAUUAUAUAUUUACUCCUGUCUAUACAGAAAUAAAUAAAAUCAUUCAAAAUACUUUACCAGAAAGCAUGGCUUAGCCACAGAGGAAUCAAGGAUAAUUAGCUUCUUUAAAAAAAUAAAAAAAUAGCUGUGGAUUGUUUCAAAUCACAAGCUUGUAUGCCUAUGCCGUGGUUCUCUGUAGCUCAGCUGGUAGAGCACGGCGCUUGUAACGCCAGGGGUAGUGGGUUCGAUCCCCGGGACCACCCAUACGUAAAAAAUGUAUGCACGCAUGACUGUAAGUCGCUUUGGAUAAAAGCGUCUGCUAAAUGGCAUAUUAUAUUAUGCCUAUUUGGGAAGGCCGCAUUUUCGGGCGGCGCGCGACAAUUAAAGGCCUAGCUGAUUAUUGAGUUGCGGUUGUCAGUGAAAAGCAUCUAAAAUACUGUAUGUGUGAAGAUAAUGUGUCUUGAGUAUAAUUUAAAAUGUUGAGACAAGGAGAGGGGAGGGAUGUGUGUUGUGAAGAAAGAUGCGAGUCUCUCUCCAGACUGCCUCAGCUGUCUCCCGCCAAUUCUUGCGCAUUCAUUGUGUAAAUUGUUUCAUUGUGUAAAUUGUUUGCCCUUUUUACUUUGAUUGUUUUAAUCAAUUCCCCAUUACAUACGUCACCAGUAGUAAGUGUACCAUUAAUACCCGUCAUUUGGUAUUUCAUUCAUUUCUGUUAAUGCAUGUAUUAAUUACAGUCAUUUAGCGUUCUCAUUCUCGGCGUGAAAACGUUGUUUGCAAAGUUCACAACCUGCUACACUUGUAAGAAACAAGUUUGAGUUUAUUUCAUAACCAUAAUUUACGGGAUUUGUCAAUAAAUAAAAAAAAUUGUAUUUUGUUUGGAAUGCUCCACGUGAGUAAUGAGCACGUGUCUGGUUUCUCUGAUAAUAUUGAGGGAGCGCAUAGAAGUAACUGGCCUGCUGCGCAGACAUGUAGGAAAGUGUUUUUUGAACAUCAAUUGUGAAUGAUGAUAAAUGAAAACUAAAGUUCCUCACAGUAAGCCAUUUGAAAAAUUAUUUCCGACAAUCUCCCCCUCGAUAAUCACCAAUCCUCGGUGUGAUAGGCUUCUGCAUUGGGCCUAUAGGCUAUGAGUUCCUUGCGCUCAUUUCUUUAGCCGCCAAUGGAUCACGGUGUAUCAACGUGUCCAUAUGGGAGAGGCUGGGGAUCUCGCAUUAGUUACACUUUUAACUUUUCAGAUUUUUAUCAUUUUAAUUCAGAUUUUUUAUGAUUCACCACGUGACAAUGAUUUUGAGAAAUGGAAACGCUCAUAUUGAAAUUAAACUGUUCCACCAAAAUGUGCAUAUGAAAAUCAUAACUGCCACGCAGAACGGUAGAAAUGGUAGGAAAAAUUGUAAGCUUCCCGAAACUUGAAACUCCAUGACGUUUCCAUGAUCGGAUUUUGCCUAUAGGCAACUUUGAAGCAAGUUAAGACGUGCCUCAUAAUAUGAAAUAAAACAUUCAGGUUUCAAACAGUUAAGUAUGUUUUGAAAAUGCACACUGCUUCCAGCUCACAUUGUGAAGUGGUGGGUGACGCGCUGAUAGCCUGUUGCCUGCACUUGAAUGGUGAACGGGAGGCGCGCUUCAAUCGUCAGUUGAUAAAUAAAAAUAGUAGUUCUUUUUAAUCGCGCAACAAAACUGUUUUUAACAUCUGAUUUGCAUUUAGAAUUUGUGGGCUUAUUAAAGCCCAUGUUUUAUUCCGGCAUCCUGCUCAGAAUAAGCUCUGUGUGCUGUGCGUGUGAUUGUUGUGUUGGAUAAAUAAGACACAUGAUGACUAACGAAAAUACACAAUAAAUUAUGCAAAUUCACCUAUAGACCGAUAAGCAUGACGUUCAAAUGUAUUUACAUCGACUGGUAUCGACUGGUAUUUCCAAUGAAUAAAAAGCAUUAUUUUGCUAUGGGAUUUUUUAUUUAUCUGCUUUUUUAUUUUUCUACAAAAGCCGGCAGUUGCCAACUAACAUAAACCCUGGUGUGUGUGUGUGUGUUUGUGUGUGUUUUUCUUUACUCACUGAAAGAGGAGGACCCAUUCCCUCAAGGAUAGUUUGGCCAAUCAUAUUCCCCGCUGCUCUCUAGAUAUGCAUUAUUAGUAAAUACUGUAAAAGCACAUGCAAUAGAGAUGCCAAACGUUCAGCCUGCUGCACAGACCCUGUAGACUCUCAAUCUAACAAUACAGCUCCAACUAUCAUCCUAUUGACCAUUUAUUUUAGCCAAUCAUCAGUCAGUCAGUGCGUUACAAGCCGAGUAUUCAUUGACAAAACUCGGAAAUGAUGGUUAUGAAUUAAACCAAAACGUGUUACUCACAAAUGUAGCAGGUGUGCCCUUGAGCAAGGCACUUAACCCUAAUUGCUCCUGUAAGUCGCUCUGGAUAAGAGCGUCUGCUAAAUGACCAAUUCAUUCAAUUCAUUCAUAGCAGGUUGUGAACUCUGCAAACAGUUUCCACUACAGUAAUGACAAUGGUAGGCUUAAUGACUUUAAUUAAUAUAUGCAUUAACAUACAUUUAAGUUUUCCAAAUAUGAGACUGAUAACGUAGCCGGUACGGCUAUCAUCCUCGUUUACCGCUUCACCUAAUCUUUCCCAACAUGACUUUUCUGGCCUUCCCUUCUCUUUAUUUUAAACAGCUUCAUUUUCACAGCUUUUCUCUUAUUGAAUUAAACUCUGACAUUGUCCUUUUUGCCUCCGUGGAUCAAAGUUAACUUAUCCUGCCCGUUUUCCUAACCCACACUUGACAACCUCAACCUAAACAUGUUGCGACAUGUCGAUGGAGUCGUUUAAGUCUCGUUUGUUUGAACUAACUUGUACAGUAUAGUUUGGUUAGACGUUGGUCUGAGCUGGGCUCGGUGGUUGAUUGUGAAACAUGCCAACUUUUUGAAAUGCAUGACCCCAGCACUUAUUCCAGCACUGUGUUGCCUCGUCCCAUGAUAAUGCAUGACCCCAGCACUUAUUCCAGCACUGUGUUGCCUCGUCCCAUGAUAACUCUCUGAGUCUCCCAGGCUGAGGGUGUAGUCCUUUAUUCACAGGAUCCUUUCUGCCCUGUCAAACGCAUGUUAAAACGUCCCCAGUACCAAACACCAAACCAUGGCCCCUUUUGUAUAUUGAGAAUAUGGACCCUGACAGCUGGACCAAAGAAUGCUAACGCCAAGCCCUAUCACCAAGCCCUAUCACCAAGCCCUAACACCAAGCCCUAAAACCAAGCCCUAUCACCAAGCCCUAUCACCAAGCCCUAUCACCGUGCCCUAUCACCAAGCCCUAUCACCAAGCCCUAUCACCAUGCCCUAUCACCAUGCCCUAACACAAUUCCCUAUCACCAAGCCCUAUCACCAAGCCCUAUCACCGUGCCCUAUCACCAAGCCCUAUCACCAAGCCCUAUCACCAUGCCCUAUCACCAUGCCCUAACACAAUUCCCUAUCACCAAGCCCUAUCACCGUGCCCUAUCACCAAGCCCUAUCACCAAGCCCAAACGCCAAGCCCUAUCACCAAGCCCUAUCACCAAGCCCUAACACCAAGCCCUAAAACCAAGCCCUAUCACCAAGCCCUAUCACCGUGCCCUAUCACCGUGCCCUAUCACCGUGCCCUAUCACCGUGCCUAUCACCAAGCCCUAUCACCGUGCCCUAUCACCAAGCCCUAUCACCGUGCCUAUACACCAAGCCCUAUCACCAAGCCCUAUCACCGUGCCCUAUCACCAAGCCCUAUCACCAAGCCCAUCACCGUGCCCUAUCACCAAGCCCUAUCACCGUGGCCUAUCACCAAGCCCUAUCACCAAGCCCUAUCACCGUGCCCUAUCACCGUGCCCUAUCACCAAGCCCUAUCACCAAGCCCUAUCACCGUGCCCUAUCACCAAGCCCUAUCACCGUGCCCUAUCACCAAGCCCUAUCACCGUGCCCUAUCACCAAGCCCUAACACCAAGCCCUAUCACCAAGCCCUAUCACCGUGCCCUAUCACCAAGCCCUAUCACCAAGCCCUAUCACCGUGCCCUAUCACCAAGCCCUAUCACCGUGCCCUAUCACCAAGCCCUAUCACCGUGCCCUAUCACCAAGCCCUAUCACCGUGCCCUAUCACCAAGCCCUAUCACCGUGCCCUAUCACCAAGCCCUAUCACCAAGCCCUAUCACCGUGCCCUAUCACCAAGCCCUAUCACCGUGCCCUAUCACCAAGCCCUAUCACCAAGCCCUAUCACCGUGCCCUAUCACCAAGCCCUAACAGCAUUUUCUGAAGAGUAG
Molecule: messenger RNA, 5258 nt
Organism: Coregonus sp. 'balchen'
Lineage: Eukaryota; Metazoa; Chordata; Actinopteri; Salmoniformes; Salmonidae
Source: the annotation of a GenBank genome assembly